GCCGGAGGAGCGCAUCGGUGGCAUCCCCCCACCGCCGAGUGAGCGAGCAAUCCGGUGUUACGGUGUGUGUGCGCGUGUGUGUGUGUGCGUGUGUAAACGGGCCGGCCCGUUGAAUGUGGGUUACUGGGCCCAGCAGCUUGCCGAGCCGCGCUGUUGGCGUUUCCCCGAGACUUUCGCCGGUGCGGAUGGAUGGUGGUGCCCGUGCGUGUCGGCUUCCGGCGAUCACGCCGCGAUCGCCGCCGUGGUCCCGUCUCGGCCCGAAGAAGCCCGCUACCGUCGCCGCCACUCUCCACCCUUGACCUUUGCCGACGACGAGCCUCAGCAAAAGCAGCGGGAGCCCUCAAAAGGUCCUAGAUGGCGUCCUCUGGGCUGGUGAAGCAGGAGGAGGAGCCGUACGAGCUGACCAUGUACUCGUCCUCGUCCUCCCUGUCACCGGGCGACGCGGCGCCCCGCAAGCUGCAGUGCCACUCGCCCAGCCUGUCGCCGCCGCUCAGCCCCCGAGAGUUCUCCUGCUCCUCCACCACCAGCAUCAAGCACCAGGCGCCACCCUCCCCGCCGGUCACGGGCCAUGGCUCCACAGGCGGCGGCCACUCAACGCGGGGCUCGUCGGGGCACCACCACAACAACAGCAACCACCACAGUGGUGGCGGCGGAGGCGGAGGCAACUCGCCGCGGCGGUUGUGCCUCGUGUGCGGGGAUGUGGCAUCGGGCUAUCACUAUGGGGUGGCUUCGUGCGAGGCCUGCAAGGCGUUCUUCAAGCGGACCAUCCAGGGCAACAUCGAAUACACGUGUCCCGCGUCGAGUGACUGCGAGAUCAACAAGCGGCGGCGCAAGGCGUGCCAGGCCUGCCGGUUUCAGAAGUGCCUCAAAAUGGGCAUGCUCAAGGAAGGGGUCCGGUUAGACAGGGUUCGUGGCGGCCGCCAGAAGUACCGGCGAAGCACGGAUGGCCCCUACCACGUCCAGGCACUCACCCCCAAGAAGGUCUCCCUCGAAGACAAUGUGAUAAUCUCGGCGCUGGUGCACUGUGAGCCGGAGCCGCUGCUGGCGAUGACCAAUGGGUCGUCGUCACCCUCGCUGGACAGUCACUACACGACGGUCAGCGUGCUGAGUGAACUCGUGGACCGGGAACUCGUGGCCACCAUCAGCUGGGCCAAGCAAAUACCCGGCUUCACCGACCUGACGCUCAAUGACCAGAUGCGCCUUUUACAAACCACCUGGGCCGAGAUCCUCUCCCUGGCAUUGGCUUACAGGUCGUGCCACCUGAGCCCGCCAGUGAGGCUAAUGUUUGCCUCGGACCUGAUUAUAGACGAGCGGCAAGCGUCUGAGUGCCGUGCCGAGGAGCUCUUCCUGCACACUGCUCACCUGGUGAAGCGGCUCGAGGCUCUCUCCAUUUCACGAGAGGAGUUUCUUGCCCUCAAGGCCCUGCUACUCACCAAUGCAGACAUCCACCUCGAAGACGCGUCCUCGGUGCACAAGCUGCGCGACGCCGUCCUCCAAGGCCUGCACGACUGCGUGGCCGCGCAGCGCAGUUCUUCCACAGCCUCCUCAUCCUCAUCAGGGUCGGCGUCCUCGCCCACCUCAACACCCGUCUCGACGACGACGACAACCACGGCCAACGGCAACGGUGCGGCCGUGCAGCAACUCGCCUCUGCGACGGCGAUAGCCUCUCACUCGAGUCAGCUGCUCAUGUGCCUGCCCUUGUUAAGGCAGCUGGACACAGUGGUGCGCCGCUUCUGGAAUGGUGUGCGCAGGGACGGCACAGUGCCCAUGAACAAGCUGUUUGUCGAGAUGCUCGAGUCCCACACGCUCAUGCGGUGAGCGUGGUGAGAGCUGUUUUGGCGUCUGGUGGGGGCUGGUGUCCGUGUUUCUCGGUGAUGCACUUGUGCACCGUCAUUUCCUUAGUUCCGUACAGUGUUGCAGAGGCUAACCCUCUUCGCUGCCCUCCUCUGGCGAGGAGCUGUUGGGAGCUGGUGGGUAGAGGCCCAUCCCGUCUGUGCACGCUGCCUCUCUAGUUCCGUG
Messenger RNA from Rhipicephalus sanguineus (brown dog tick), 2019 nucleotides. Its product is annotated as steroid hormone receptor ERR1-like. Gene Ontology annotation, biological process: regulation of DNA-templated transcription. The record is from RefSeq and is a predicted model, not a curated record. Gene Ontology annotation, cellular component: nucleus. Lineage: Eukaryota; Metazoa; Arthropoda; Arachnida; Ixodida; Ixodidae. Gene Ontology annotation, molecular function: sequence-specific DNA binding; DNA-binding transcription factor activity; zinc ion binding.